Messenger RNA from Lotus japonicus, 2479 nucleotides. Its product is annotated as disease resistance protein Roq1-like. The coding region runs from base 102 to 2033 and encodes 643 amino acids. Gene Ontology annotation, biological process: signal transduction; defense response. The record is from RefSeq and is a predicted model, not a curated record. NCBI's taxonomy places the organism in Eukaryota, Viridiplantae, Streptophyta, Magnoliopsida, Fabales, Fabaceae. The transcript has 4 exons. Gene Ontology annotation, molecular function: ADP binding.
AUUUUGAAACAUAAUAACAAGCAGUGUAAUUACACCAGUUCUCUACAAUUGCAAUUUUAGUUGACUUUAGAGACCCUGUACUUCAUAUUCCACACCCAUACAUGGCUGUGCCACUAUCAUCAUCAUCAUCAUCAUCAUCAUCUUCCUCUACUUUAUUCACCUAUGAUGUGUUCAUAAGCUUCAGAGGCUAUGAUACUCGUCAUGGUUUCACUGGUAAUCUCUACAAAGCUCUUUGUGACAAGGGAAUCCGCACCUUCUUUGAUGAUAAAGAGCUGGAGAGAGGGGAAGAAAUCACACCAGUACUUGUCAAAGCCAUUGCUGAGUCCAGGAUUGCUAUCCCUGUAUUCUCAGCAAGCUAUGCUUCUACUUCCUUUGGCUUGGACGAACUUGUCACCAUCAUUGACCGCAUUAAGAACCAAGGUCGGUUGGUCUUGCCUGUCUUUUAUGAUGUUGAUCCUUCUAAGGUGAGACAUCAAACUGGGAGUUACAAAGAAGAUCUGGAUAAGCAUCAGGUGAAGUUUGAACAGAAUAAGGAAAAGUUCACGGAUAACAUGGAGAGGUUGAAGAAAUGGAAGACAGCUCUUAGCCAAGCAGCCAACUUGUCCGGCUAUCAUUUCAAUCUUGGGGAUGGAUAUGAAUAUGAGUUUAUUGGAAAUAUAGUUAAAGAAGUCUCCAAUAAGAUCAAUCGUGUUCCCUUAUUUGUUGCAAAAUUUCCCGUUGGAUUAGAUUCUAAAGUGCUAGAAGUAAUAUCUCUUCUAGAUGUUGCAUCCGAUGAUGGGGUUUGCUUGGUAGGGGUUUACGGAUUUGGAGGAGUUGGGAAAAUAACACUUGCACGAGCAGUUUACAAUUCCAUUUUUGACAACUUUGAAUGUUUAUGUUUUCUUCAUAAUGUGAGAGAAAAUUCAAGCAAAUUGGAGCGUCUCCAAGAGAAGCUUCUUUCUAAGACAGUUGAACUUGCAAUUGACAUAGGAGAUGUCAAUGAAGGAAUUCCAAUAAUAAAACAAAGGUUACAACGAAAGAAAGUUCUUUUGGUUCUUGAUGAUGUUGACCAAUUGAAGCAGUUGCAGGCUAUGGUUGGAGGAAUUGAUUGGUUCGGUCCAGGCAGCAGAGUUAUCAUUACCACACGAGACAAAAAUUUGCUAACAAUCCAUGAGAUUGAAAGAACAUAUGAAGUAAAUGUAUUAAAUGAGAAAGAAGCUCUUGAUUUGUUGACCUUGAAUGCUUUCAAAAAGAACAAAGUUGAUUCAAGUUACAAGGACGUUAUAAAUCGUGCAGUAACUUAUGCUUCUGGCCUUCCAUUGGCUUUGGAAGUAAUUGGUUCCAACUUGUUUGGAAAAAAUAUAGCAGCAUGGAAUAAUACAUUAAGUCGGUAUGAAAGGAUUCCGGAUAAAGAUAUCCAACAGAUACUAAAAGUGAACUUUGAUGCUUUGGAGGAGGAAGAAAAGAAUGUUUUUCUUGACAUUGCUUGUUGUUUCAAAGGGCAUCCAUUGGUUGAGGUUGAACAUAUACUCCAUGCUCAUCAUGGUGAGUGUAUGAAACCUCACAUUGGAAUAUUGGUUGAAAAGUCUCUUGUAAAGAUCAGUUCGAAUGAUGAAGUAACAUUACAUGACCUGAUUGAAGACAUGGGUAAAGAAAUUGUUCGAAUAGAAUCAACAAAAGAGCCUGAGAAGCGUAGUAGGUUAUGGAGCCAUGAAGAUAUACUUCAAGUUUUAGAGGAUGAAACGGGAACCAGAGAUAUUGAAAUCAUCUGCCUGGAUUUUUCCUUGACGAGCGAAGAAGAAAUAGAAUGGAAUGGAAAGGGCUUCGAGAAUAUGAAAAAUCUCAGAACACUUAUUAUUAGAAAUGCUCAUUUUUCUAAAGCUCCCGAACAUCUUCCAAAUAGUUUCAGGGUAUUGGAAUGCGAAAGAUAUCCUUCAAAGUAUUUACCAUCUAACUUUCAUGCGAAGAAACUUGCCAUAUGUAAGUUACCCAGAUAUUGCUUUGUUUUAUCCAACUUGGCUGGGUUAUUGAAGACAGCACCAAGAAGCCCGUGAAUUUGAAAGUUUAGAAGAACUUGGCAGAGAUACUUGAUGUAUUUGGUCUGUCAAAUUUAGAAGAAUUUUCUGUUAUGGUCUCAGAUCACUCAAACUUGGUUGGUGAAGUAGUUCCUUUUCCCUGUGUUAUGAUUCAACUUGAAGGAUAAUUCUAUGGUGAGUUGAAGUUAUCUCCAUGUUCUUUUUCACCAUAAAAUGCAAAUGGAGGUUCACGCAAUGAGCUGCAAGUUGAUGCUAUAUACUGAGCUAUGUGGUUGUAUAGCUCCAGUUACGAUAACUGAUUCAAACUCUGUAAGAGUACGCUGGGCUUGUAACAUUUAUAGUGAUAGAAGGAAACACCUUUGUUGAUAUUCUCUCAUUUGUUAUGAAAUGGUUGGACAACUCUGGUUUAUUCGAGUUACAUUUGCAGAUGAUGCUAUUAAUGUUAUCCUUAUUUGUUAUUGUAA